GUUUUUACAGAAUGCUGACUAACGAAAUAAUUACUUACCUACAUUAGGAACUGAGAUUUAGUUAUGUAAUUUGAAAUUAUAACUCUUCAAGCUGGGAGGAAAUGAUCAUGUGACGCACUUUCUUGAUGUGCGGAAAAUGCAAGAAGUCAGCGAACAUACGAGUGGCAUCUUACUUCCACUGAGUUUUGUUUCAGUGCCGUCGGCAGAAGAUGGAUUCGUAUCAUUACGUCAACAGUCUGGAUUAAUAGGGGAAGAUGAAACGCCAGCACAGACUUCGGAAAAUUGGCGCAGUAAAGCCAUUCGACGGAAACUUUCCAAAUUAAAAGAACUUGUUCUGUUUGUUGGAGGUCUCCCAAAAAACUUGGACAAAUCGGAUUACAUAAAACGGUUGUCUUUGUUUUCUUCGAAAAGAGAGGAUGCCUGUAUUGGACCAAUAUUUCCAGAUCAAGGAUGUGUUUUCAUCAGCUUUACAAGUGGAAUGGCGGCGGCAGCAAUGGUCCGAUCACUGCAUGAACGUAAAAUCUUCGGGCGGAUGCUGAAUUUAAUAUUUCUACCCUUCAUCAGCGUACCCACUGGAUCACCCACUUUCGAUCCGUUAUUGGUGUUUAUCAAUUCAAAAAGCGGAGGCGGACAAGGAAAACAGGUCUAUGAUAUGAUGAAAGGACAACUCAAUAAAAAUCAAGUUUUUCUUCUAGAAAUGGGUGGACCCAUGCCAGGGUUAUACGCAUUCCGAAAACUACCACGAUUUCGUAUCUUGGUUUGUGGGGGCGACGGUACCGCAGGAUGGGUUUUGUCUGCCCUAGAACAACUUCACAGACAUCUUACAUGUAAAACACCACCCAUUGCCGUUUUGCCCCUCGGGACUGGAAACGAUUUGGCAAGAGUUCUAGGAUUUGGAUCAGGUUGGAGUGGCGAAAGCAUGACAGCUGUUCUUGGACAGGUUCAAGAAGCAAAUCCUGUUCGAAUGGACAGAUGGACGAUAUUAUUUGAUACUCAGCCAGAAUCACCUUCUACCACAUCGUCAACGAAGCAUCAGAAAAACUCAAACAAACCUACAGAAGAUCAUGCGCACAACAAUAAUCUGCAAAAUCAACAAACUGGAAAACAACAAAACGGACUGGUCAACGGACAUAAACCGCUUCAACGUACUUGUAAAGCUGAUCCACGAAGAUCGAGAGUCAAUAUUAUUAUGGGAUUAGGAGACCAUGUUGAGUGGAAAACUGCAGAUAAAUUUUUAUCACCUACUGAAGAAGAACCUGAAAAUUUAAACACUUCCAACAAUCUCAAUUCACAGUUGGUAAAUGGUGACAAUCAUGGCAUCAAGCCCAUGCCACCUGACACCGAUUCGAUGCCACUAGAAUCUGACAUAGCUCCUAAAGCUCAUCAAGAAGUUGAAAAUGAGAUUGCUCAAAAACAAAACAAUGGUGACAGCAAAUCAGAACAGAGCGACACCACCUCGGUGCCACAUGACACCAUCGUGGUACCAGAGGAAAGGGAAGUAGCUCAGGACUCAGAUAAGGAAAUAAAAGUUGAAUCAAGUGAAUUGCAAACUGUUUCCGAAACAGAAACAAUAAUGUCUGACAACAGCUCACUGCCACCAAAAAAUGAUUUAUUUUCUGAGGCAAACAAGGAAAUAAAAAGUGAAUUAAACUCUCAUCAUGGUUCCAAUGGCACCGAGUCAUCCCUUAGUGACACUGAUGCCAUGCCACAGAUGACCAAUUCGAUGCCUCCGAUGCAGAAUCAAGAAGAAAACAAACGUGAAACAAAUAACAGUGACGACAAUGAUUCAGAAGGCUUAGAAGAAAGAUUUACAUCCGAUUUAAGCUUGGAAGAAUUUAAAUUUAAAGCAUCUACCGAUGAUAAAGUAAAUACUGUCGAAAAUAAAGAAACUAUGAGUGAGAAUUCACCAGUUACAAAAAAGAAAAAUGAAAGUUCUGUGAAAGAUUCUCAACGUAAAUCCGCUCACAGGAAACUUCAAAUUCUUAGUUCAAGUGAUAUUUUGGAAGACAACGACACGAUGCCUUUCGGUCCUCUCCGUCAAUUAAGCCACAUUUCAAGGUGCGAUAGCAUCGAGUCGAUGGGCGAUUUAGAAGAAUGUGACAAUCCUGACUCAAUGUCCGCUAUUCCUGAUGAAUAUAUUGCUAAACAAAAAGCGGAAGAAGAUUUGGUCGAGAUAUUACGAUCAGAAUUACCAGAUAUCGUCAACGAUAAACAAAAAUUAAUGACUCUAUUAACGAGUGAUAAUGCUGAUUCGGAACUCGAUAAAAUGAUUAAAACGUCUCAGCUUGAAGAUGAUGAAAUAGAACAGUCAGCAUUGACCGAAAAUGUUAUGCCACUGUUAGAAGGAGAUGCCUCCAAUAUAGGAAAUGAUUUGGUCAACACUUCUACCACAGCAAACUUAUAUAAUUGCGAUAGGCGAUACAGUGAUGAUCCUCGGCAAAGAGCAGUUACUUCGUUAGAGGAUACUGGCAGAAAUCGAGGUUACAAAAAGAAAAUGUCAUUGCCAUUGAUAACAGAAAAUAACCUUUUUUACAAAACGUCAAAUGAUGGCCUGACGGAAAUUGAAGAAGAAGAAACACCUGUCUCUGCACCAUCAGGGCCGAAAGUAGUAACAAUGAAUAAUUAUCUUGGAAUUGGAAUCGACGCCGAAGUCAGUCUUGCGUUUCAUAUUGCUAGAGAGGAAAAUCCAGAAAAGUUCUCAAGCAGAUUGCAUAAUAAAGCAGUAUAUUUAAAGGCUGGUUUGAAGAAAUUAGCAACGAGAUCAACAUCGUUAAAUAACGUCGUAGAUUUAGAAGUCGAUGGUCAAAAGCUUCCUCUUUCUUCUUCAAUAAAAGGACUCAUUUUUUGCAACAUUUCAAGCUGGGGAGGUGGUGGAAAUGCAUGGGGUUCAAGUGUGAGCAGGAGAUUCAAAAACCCAUCCAUGGGUGAUGGGUUACUUGAAGUUGUCGGUGUUGGUGGAGUGGCACAUAUGAGUCAAAUGUACAGCGGAAUCAGAAAUGGCUUCCGUAUUGCUCAGGGUGAAUACAUAAGACUACAUUUAAAAUCUGAGUUGGCAGUUCAAGUAGACGGAGAACCCUGGUUACAGCCACCAGGACAAAUUAUCAUCACUGUGUCAGCUUUGCAGGUUAUGAUGUUAAAAAGACAGAAGAAGAAGACAAGGUGAAGCAUUUUCAGAAAAUCGAAAGUGAAUCAAAUUAAAUCUAUGAGUGAUCGUAAGUCAACAAAUUGAUAGAAGACACAUGCAGCAAAUGUACGAAGAUGAUACAAAAUGUUAACACUUGAUCAUAAUAGGAAGAUUAAACUCAGAUUCAAAAAUAUUUUGCAAACGAAUGAAAAAUGCGGAUUGGUACAUCAAAAAAAAAAACUCUUUGUUUCAAGUAACGAGAAAAAAUAUGCCGACUGCUGAUGCAUGACCUAUAUAUUUUAAUAAUAGUAUGGUAACACAGUAUAUUUUAGUACUGAAAAACUAGAAUUGCUAUAUAACUCACAAUCUGGAUUGCAUGAUUCAAUGUUCUUAUUAAAAUUUUCUCAUUGACAUAAUGUGAAUACUCGGUACUCCGGUAUGUGUUAGGGUUAUGCCAUAAUUUCAGGUACAAAUACUACGGAAGUCACUUGGCUAGUCCCCGAACUCGUAAUAGGACUAAAAUCAGGAAAAUUUGUACUUGAAAUUAUAGCCUAACCCUAACCUGGUACACAUACUAUGUUCCGGUGUUCGCCAUCUUAGUUUGCAUACUACAGGAGUGCCGAAUAAUCUAUUUAAAACGAAAAACUGAUUUUAGUCUUGUUUAAGUCUAUAUUUGGGAUCUUUGUUCACUAAAAUUAUUAGAAAGGAUUAUAUGUUGCAGGUUUUAAAUUGAUGUUCCAUGUCAUGCACUUAUUAGUUAGUUAAUUGAGAGAUAAAAAUAAUUGUUUUGAUUUUAGUGGGACUGUAGAAUAUUUUGCUUAAUUGGGUACAUUUGUUGCAAAAAUACUACAUUUUUUUUUCUUUUUUUUUUCUGUUUUUUCCAUCUCCCUAUCAGUUUUUAGAUGGCCAUACAGCCACUGUAAUUAUUUUCCCAGGAAAUUCAAGUGACAAUUGUCAGGAAUAUAAAUUCCCUUCUAUAAAAUAUCUUUAUUUUGUUUUUAAUGAUAUCACAAUAAGCUAGAAGAACUUGUAACUAAAUACUUUAUAAAUUUUUCCACCAUUUCGAAAAAUAAAAAAUCAAUUAUGGAAAAAAUUCUUGAAUGAGAUUUCGUUCAAGGUUAACAAGAUCCUUUAACGACUAUACUCUCAAGUUUCAAUGCAUGAAACAAAAGUUUCUCGAAAACUUAUCAUGAUCUGCGCACAUAUAUAUGUCAUAACGUAACCGUGGCUGUUGUAAGCCUUAAUUACUGUAAUUAAAACAGAAAUAGAAAUCACAGGUGCAUCAUAAUUUGAAGUUUAAUGUAGCGUAUUGUUCAUAGACUACAUUUGAUGUGGCUCGCACACUACCGGAAAUGUGUAUAUUUGGCCCAGUGGUACAUAAAGUUUGCCGACCAUUGUUUAGAUCUAUUGUAAGAUAUUUUUCCCACCCUUGUUAUAUAACAUACAAUAUAUUCUGAUAAUAUUUUGAAUUUAACUUCAAUCACAGUAUGUGAAGAUACGUGCAGAAAGACCCUUUUCACUCUUUUGCUGGCCGGGUAGUAUGAUAGUCCAGUAUAUAAAGACUAUUUUAUAUUUUACUAAUAGUAAAACUGACCUUUUUAAUUUUGAAUAUAUUUUUUCAUUCAGGUUUUAUUCGUACAUAUCGGCAUAAGUGUUUUAACUGUAUGGAAGUGCACUACAUAUUUUUCUCUAUGUGAUUAGUUUUCAUAGUACUACUGUUAUUGAAACAUCCCAUCAGUCAUAUGCACCAUACUGCUGUGUGAUGUAGGUAUUAUAUUGAUGUGGGCCGGACGUACUGACUGACGUAUUGACUGUUAUAUACUAUAAGAGUUUCAUAAGAAGCAUGUAAUUCAUUUAUUAAAAAUUUCCAAAUUUCAGCCCCGAUUCAACCUCUGGCUUUUCCAAAUUAUAAUUAAACAUUACCUUGAUUUUGAGGCAAUUUGGUUCCAGAUAGAAAAAUGUCAUUCAACCUGAUACAAUAAAGAACUGUUCUUGAUCCAUAUAAUACCAGUUCACUGUGGUAUAGGCUGUGAACAUGUAUCGAAAUCUUGAAAUAGAAUAUGAUAUCUUAUAAAUCGGGUUUUCAACAUAAUUGCAAUAUUUUGAUUUUUAUCCAGUACUGCUGCAUUUAAAUAUUUUUUUGUUUUUUAUUGAGCUUAUAAGAAGCUCUUUCGUGAUACUAAGAUUUAUUGUUCCACUGAUUAUUGAACUACUUAUUGAAAACAAAGAAUUUCUUGUUGUAAUUCGCAUCUCUUGUCAAUUUCUACUGUCAUUUUCUGCUAUAAAUCGCUGCAUUUGAACUUUUCGUCAUCUUGAUGGCGAUCGUAGGUUUUCUUCUGUCAGAGUAUGUGGUAUGUUCUACCUCUGUCAAUGAGAUUCACCAUUCAAUUUGCUCUAUGAUAAUGAAAAUUGUACAGUAAAUUCUUGGAACAGAUAACAUAUUUCUUAGCUAAAUUCAAUGCUUAACUGAAGGUAUGUACAACUAACUCAUGACAAGAUGAUUUAAAUAAUUUCACCGUUGUUGCGCAAUAUUGCGCAAUCCAUGUGAGAAUCUAAUCAGGAGCCCCUAAUUGGUAGUUCCGUUGCUAUGACCUUGCUUGAAUCUGAGAUUCAUAAUCUUCAGACUAUUUGGUAUCUUCAUCUAGGACUUUUGAAAUCUCUUUGUAGGGUUUAUUUUUCGCCAACUUCUCACUGUCUUGUGUGUAAAUUAUAUACAGACUAAUAUUUUUCUGAAUUACAGAUGGUUGUAAAGUUGAUUUUAUGUUUUACAACCUUACAUGUUUUACAAAUAAAGUGAUGAAAAGUUAUAUAUUUAAUUGCCCAUAAACUUCCAUUAACUGCAAUCCUUCGUACUAAUAUAUAUGAAUGUUUUCAUGAUAAAUUCGUUUUGUUUAUAUUUUUGUGAUUAUAUUGUUUUAAGCGCAUGUGAUGGAAAAAUAUCAUUCAAUGGCACACUGUUUUUUAUUCUAUUUUAUGUGAUUGUACGAAAAUGUUCGCUGCUACAAAUUUUUAUUGAUAAAUUGUUAUUAUAUUAAUUGUUUGUUUUAAUUGUUUUUUGAUUCUUACUAUUUCCAUUACCACAAACUAUAUAUUAUAGUUCGUUGUUUGUGUUGUUGUGCAAGAACUUGCCAUAAAAACUGUUUGGCGUGGAAA
Messenger RNA from Styela clava, 6277 nucleotides. RefSeq lists its product as uncharacterized. The record is from RefSeq and is a predicted model, not a curated record. Gene Ontology annotation, cellular component: membrane. Gene Ontology annotation, molecular function: ATP-dependent diacylglycerol kinase activity; nucleic acid binding. Gene Ontology annotation, biological process: phospholipase C-activating G protein-coupled receptor signaling pathway. NCBI's taxonomy places the organism in Eukaryota, Metazoa, Chordata, Ascidiacea, Stolidobranchia, Styelidae.